Messenger RNA from Dendroctonus ponderosae (mountain pine beetle), 1363 nucleotides. RefSeq names its product WD repeat-containing protein 18. The record is from RefSeq and is a predicted model, not a curated record. Gene Ontology annotation, molecular function: protein binding. Lineage: Eukaryota; Metazoa; Arthropoda; Insecta; Coleoptera; Curculionidae. Gene Ontology annotation, biological process: DNA-templated DNA replication; rRNA processing. Gene Ontology annotation, cellular component: nuclear pre-replicative complex. The transcript has 5 exons. The coding region runs from base 69 to 1334 and encodes 421 amino acids.
AUCCACAGAUCACAAAGUCCUCUGUUACCUGUACUGUCAUCUGUCUCGAAUUGUUUUUCCGUCACAAAAUGGAAAAAUCGGAAGUGCUUCUGACAGCUUGCCAGUCUGCUGAACAGUUCUCAGCAUGUCUUUGGGACUGCAAAACGAAGAACGUGCUAAAAACGUACAAAAAUGGGGGCCCUGCGGCCCCUAAGAGCCUAUCGGUUGUCGGGGACUACAUUUUCACUGCAGAAGCGGCAAAGCCGUUGCUGCACGUGUGGCCAUUGAAUAGCCAGGAAAUUGAUAAAAAUAUCAGGCUUGUUUUACCGGGAGCGGUCACAUGUUUAGCAGUUUGUCCCCAAAACCACUAUUUGGUAGUGGGCAUCUCCACUAAGUUGUACAUUUGGCAGCUCAACUCUGGAAAACUGCUAUCAAUUCAACAGAGACACUAUCAACCAAUCUCAUGUGUAGAAAUCUCUAGUGAUAGCGAAUACGUGAUAGUAGGAGGUGACGAUGGACUUUUGGUAGUGUAUUUCUUAGCUGAUUUGGUUUCGAUAAAUCACAGUCUAUUGAAUCAGAAGAACAUUGGACAAGUAGAACCAGUCUAUACUAAAAAUGAUCAUAGCAUGCCAAUACGGGAUAUACAUUCAGGAUCACUAGGACGACACUCAAGAUUUGCAACAUGUUCCGCGGACCAAACUGUGCGCCUGUACACCUUAUCAAGUGGCGAUAACAAUCUUACUUUGGUGUUUAAUGAGGACGUUACAUCGGUACUGUUCGACUCGCCCUGUUGGAAUCUAUACGUAGGAACAAAUUCUGGCAUUGUCAAACAGUGUAGUCUGAAAAAUCCGCCCCGAAGCCUUACUCACCACAUUGGACGAAACGAGAGUAAAGACUUUAUAGGUCACAAAGGAAAAAUUAUCGGCAUGGCACUAAAUUUCUCCAAUAGCAUUUUGGCGACGGGCGCCGAUGACAAAAUCGUGAUCAUCUGGGAUAUUUUGAGCCAGCAAAUCUCGCGACAAUUGGAGCAUCCUGCGCCAAUCACCAACCUCAAGUUUGUGCCAGACUUCGCGAAUUUCUACGUGCAGAAUUUGAAACCCCAGUUGAUUUUCAAGCCGCUCGAACGGAACGUUGAAGCGGACUCUGAUAACUUUGUUGUUGCCCAAGUGCAAAGCGAAGAUAUCGAAUUUUCCGACGACGAAAACAUCUUGGAAAAGCAGCUAUCAAGGAAAUCCUUGGAGGAGCAGAAUGUAAACUUGAGGAUUGUUAACUCACAAUUGUACAGAGCGGCAUUGGAAAUCAGCAAGAAAUAUCACAUUCAAAGGACCGAAGCGCCGAAGACAAAUGGGUGUUAAUGUGGAAUAAAAAUUGUUGCUACUGCCUA